GCGAUCGCAAACCCUCCUAACCCCUCCGCCUGAAACUUCCCGUCGACUCCUCAGUGCUGAGACCGACCAUGAUGAAGCUCCAUUCCUUGCAGCCAUGGCGCUGUUACUGCAAUUCAAGGAUUUUGCGGCCUCUAUUCUACUCAACUUUAGGAUCAACUUCUUUUCGAAGUCCAGAGGAUUCUCUCUACCGAAGAGUUUCUCAGGCAGGCGAUCCUCGAAUCUCCAUUGUUAGCGUGCUGGAUCAGUGGGUAGAAGAAGGCCGAGAAGUCAAGCAAUCUGAUCUCCAAAAGCUCAUCAAGCAGCUCAGGAAGUUCCGUCGCUUCAACCAUGCUCUGCAGUUGUGUGAAUGGAUAAGUAAUGAAAGGAACCAAGAACCGUCACCAGGGGACAUUGCUAUUCAGUUGCACUUAAUUUCAAAGGUUCAUGGCUUGGAACAAGCAGAGAAGUAUUUUAACAGCAUCAGGGAAUCCUCAAGAGAUUAUAAGGUCUAUGGAGCACUUCUUAACUGUUACGUAGAGGAUAAAAAAUUGGAAAAGGCAGAGGCACUCAUGGAGAAGAUGAGGGAAUUAGGAUUUGUGAAAACACCAUUACCUUAUAAUACUAUGUUAGGCCUUUAUGCUCAUCUGGGUAAACAUGAAAAACUUGAUGAAUUAAUAGAAGAGAUGGAAGAGAUGGGAAUUGCUCGUGAUCGAUUUACAUACAACAUUCGUAUGAAUGCAUAUGCAGCUAAUUCCGAUGUAACAAACAUGGAAAAGCUUUUGUUGAAGAUGGAGGCAGACCCACUAAUUUCUAUGGAUUGGCACGCGUAUUUCGUCGUAGCAAAUGGAUACUUCAAAGCUGGUCUUUCUGAUAAAAGUUUACUGAUGUUGAAGAGAUCAGAGCAACUCAUUGGUGAUAAGCAAAGGUGGUUUGCAUAUGAAUGUCUCAUUACACUGUAUGCUGCUAUCGGAAAUAAGGAUCAGGUGUAUCGGGUUUGGAACUUGUACGCUAAUCUGAAAAGAAGAUACAAUACAGGAUAUCUUUGUAUAAUCAGUUCAUUAAUGAAACUGGAUGAUAUUGAGGGUGCUGAAGAAAUCUUGAAGGAAUGGGAAUCAGGGGAUACAUGUUUCGACUUCAAGAUUCCGAACAUGAUGGUAAAUAGUUACUGUAAGAAGGGACUUGUGGAUAAGGCAGAAGCAUAUAUAAGCAGGCUUAUGGAGAAUGGCAAGGAACCACAAGCAAACACUUGGGAUCGACUAGCAACUGGAUAUCAUGCCAAUGAUCAGACGAUGAAGGCAGUGGAAGCUAUGAAGAAAGCAAUUUCAGCUAGUCCACCUGGAUGGAAGCCUAAUUAUUAUACCUUGGCCGCAUGUCUUGAAUACUUGAAAACAAAUGGAAAUGUGGAGGCAGUAGAGGAAAUCGUGAGACUUCUUGGGAAACACAACAUUAUCUCCUCACAUAUUAACGAUAGAUUUGUAGAUUAUAUCCACAGUGACAACCAAACGUCAAGUGCUCUCGAUCAAUUCGGCCUGGACGAUCAUAUUGAGAGAAUCGAUCAUGCUUCGGAUCUAAACAAGCUCAACUUUGCUGAGGUGCUAAAGAAUGAAGAGACUUCGGUAUGAAGUGAAGUGUUUUUGUUCCUCUCCACCCGUCAUCCUUGUUAUAGCACGGUAUCAAUUUUGGCUAGAUUGCAAAUUUGAUCCCUAUAGUUUCAAGAUAUUUGGUUUCUGUAAUUUGGAAAUCUUAUCUUCUGGUAAUAGUCAGAGUACUUCCUUUGAACCUGUUUUUCACCUUGUAUGCCAUGUGAAGCCUUGGAAAUCAAAAUUUGAGUAUGCAUUAUACUUUUCAUUUCACCGAU
Molecule: messenger RNA, 1837 nt
Organism: Cucurbita maxima (winter squash)
Lineage: Eukaryota; Viridiplantae; Streptophyta; Magnoliopsida; Cucurbitales; Cucurbitaceae
Product: pentatricopeptide repeat-containing protein At2g20710, mitochondrial-like
Exons: 2
Coding region: 69-1601 (510 amino acids)
Cellular component (GO): mitochondrion
Molecular function (GO): protein binding
Source: RefSeq, a predicted model, not a curated record